AUCACUAAACUUUCGAACUUCUCCCUCUCGCUUCAAAGCCCAAAACCCAGCUUGCAGCUGAUGCACAUCCCUUCCCUCGCACACUCACUAUGCCAACCUCCUCCACCACCUCACCUCCCUCCCCCUCACCUCCUCCUCCUCCUCCUCCCUCCUCCGCCUCCGCUCCGUCCACGCCCACAUCCUCACCUCCGCUUCAUACCCGGGCCCACAUCCUGCAACCGCCUCCUCCACCUCUACACCCUCCUCUCGACCUCCCUCCGCCCUCCUCCUCUUCGACCCCACCUCCCCGACAUCAUCUCCCGAACCACCCUCCUCUCGGCCCACUCCAACUCCGGCAACCCCCUCGCCCGCCAGCUGUUCGACCAAACUCCCUCGAAACCGGCGAUCGCCGUCUUCUACAACGCCAUGAUCUCCGCCUAUUCCCGUGCCUCCGAUGGCCUCCCCGCCCUCGAAGUAUUCCGCGGCAUGAUGCGGUCGCGCUCUACGUCAACUAGACCGGAUAACUACACUUUUACCGGAGUUCUUAGUGCUGCGGCGGGCAUUUUGGGGAUCAACGUGGUUAUUUCUAGCCAUCUACAUUGUGCUGUUAUCAAGUCCGGGACGGGGAAUGUCGUGUCCGUGUUAAACGCGCUUAUUGCACUAUAUUUUAAGUGCGAUGAGGAUGAGGCCAUGGGUUAUGUGAGACGGGUUUUUGAUGAGAUGGGCGAGAGAGAUGAGCUGACUUGGACUACGAUGGUUGUUGGGCUUGUUAGGAGAGGGGACGUGUGCGCUGCACGUCAUGUUUUUGAUGAGAUGGGGGGCAAGUUUGAUGUGGUGUGGAAUGCGAUGAUUUCUGGGUAUGUUCACCAUGGGCUUUUUGACGAGGCGUUUGAUUUGUUUAGAGGGAUGAUUUUGUUGGGGAUCAACCUCGAUGAAUUUACUUAUACUAGUGUUCUCAGUGCUUGUGCCAACUCGGGGAGGUUCAAAGAUGGGAAGGCGGUCCAUGCCCGUCUCGUUCGUUUUGGACCUGAUUUUGAUCCGGAUGCUUCUUUGCCAGUCGAGAAUGUGUUGGUUACGAUGUACUCCAAAUGUGGGAAGGUCGAUGUUGCGAGAAGGAUUUUCCAUGAGAUCAGAAAGAAGGAUGGCGUCUCUUGGAAUGCCAUUUUGUCGGGGUAUUUGGACUCAGAGAGGAUCGAGGAUGCCCUUGAGGUCUUCAAUAAGAUGCCACAUAAGAACCAGUUGACAUGGAUGGUUAUGGUUUCAGGGUUUGUCCACAAUGGACUCCCUGAAGAAGGGCUUAAACUAUUCAAUUGGAUGAGGUUCGAAGGUGCCAAGCCGUGUGAUUAUACUUAUGCAGGAACUAUCUCUGCUUGUGCUGAGCUCGGGGCAUUAAAGCACGGCAGGCAGCUCCAUGCACAACUAAUCCAAAAUAUGUACGCGAAGUGUGGAGCUGUGGAGGAUGCACACUUAGUGUUUCUUGUGAUGCCCAAUGCGGAUGCUGUAUCUUGGAAUGCAAUGAUUGCUGCCCUUGGGCAGCAUGGUCACGGAACCGAGGCGAUCCAGCUCUUUGAUGACAUGAUCAAAGAAGGUAUAACCCCAGAUCGGAUCUCUUUCCUCACGAUCUUGUCUGCUUGUAGUCAUGCUGGCUUGGUGGACAAAGGUUUACAAUUCUUUGAAUCUAUGACACGUGACUAUGGUAUAAGUCCUGGGGAAGAUCACUACGAAAGGUUGAUUGAUUUGCUAGGCCGAGCUGGGCAAAUAGAAGAAGCUAGAAAUGUGAUAGAAUCGAUGCCAUUUGAGCCGGGACCUCCUAUUUGGGAAGCAAUUCUCUCUGGAUGUCGAAUUCAUGGGAAUAUGGAUCUUGCUGUCCAAGCAGCAGAUAAGCUUUUUGAGAUGAUCCCAAAGAAUGAUGGAACAUAUGUUCUCUUAGCCAAUACUUUUGCAGCUGUUGGGCGUUGGCAAGAUUCUGCCACGGUUAGGAAACUGAUGAAGGACCGGGGAGUGAGGAAGGAGCCAGGAUGUAGCUGGAUUGAAGUCGAAAGUAAGGUUCAUGUUUUCGUUGUUAAUGAUACGAGACAUCCGGAAGUGGAAAAAGUGUGCAAUUUCCUCAACAUGAUUGGAGCUAAGAUGAGGAAGUUGGGAUAUGUCCCAGAUACUAAGUUUGUGUUGCAGGACGUGGAGUCUGAGCACAAAGAGUACGUGUUAUCGGCUCACAGUGAGAAAUUGGCUGUUGGGUUUGGCCUUUUGAAGUUACCUGUUGGUACUCCGGUCAGGGUUAUGAAGAACUUGAGGAUUUGUGGGGAUUGCCAUGCUGCAAUCAUGUUCAUGUCGAAGGCAGUUGGAAGAGAGAUCAUUGUAAGAGAUGGGAAGAGAUUUCACCAUUUUAGGGAUGGGGAAUGUACAUGUGGGAAUUACUGGUGAAAUGGUUUAAAUUUCUAGCCAACAGAAAUUGUAGCGCUCUUGUUCCCUCCAUCUCCUUUAGCCUCUGCCGCCAUCUCCUGGUAGCGUUCAGGCUAAUCCUUCAAAUCAAUCAAGAUUUCAAGUAUGUUUUGUAAAGACACAAGAAAUGUUUUGUUUACAAGAAAACAAUGUACCCUAUCCAGAAGGUUGACCUGCAAGACACUGUGGCCGAAUUGACUCAACAAUGUGAAAGAAAUAUAGUAGCCUUAGUACGUAAGACGGCAAGAGUUGCUAUGGCUAUCGUUCAAAGGAGUGAAGCAUCCACUUGGAUCCCCUAAAGCUCAAAUUCAUGCACGUCCUGCGGUUAUAGGUACUGUGUUUUCUUACAGCAAUGUUCUGAAUUUUCUUUUUACAGUUUUCAGUUUGAUAUUAUUGCAGCUGAGGCUUCACAGAAGAUGUUUAUACAAAGUGGAUAGUAAUACAGUACUAUGUAAGCACAGUAGAGAUAUUGAACAACACACAGGGAUUUGACGUUGUUUGGUCAGUAUGACCUACGUUCACAAGCGAGAACAAUAGAGGAAUUCACUAAUCAUAGA
This is a messenger RNA of Asparagus officinalis (garden asparagus), 2975 nucleotides long. RefSeq names its product pentatricopeptide repeat-containing protein At1g25360-like. Gene Ontology annotation, molecular function: zinc ion binding; RNA binding; protein binding. Gene Ontology annotation, biological process: RNA modification. The record is from RefSeq and is a predicted model, not a curated record. Lineage: Eukaryota; Viridiplantae; Streptophyta; Magnoliopsida; Asparagales; Asparagaceae.